AUGAAGCUCAUCUAUCACCUUGUUCUACCAUUGGCGACCCUUGUACAGGCCUAUACCGCCGAGCAGGUGGACAUCCAGCCGAGUCUGCUCAACAACCCCAACGACGUGGCUGGCAAGACCUUUGACUACAUUAUCGCAGGCGGCGGCUUGACCGGCCUCACCGUCGCCGCCAAACUGACCGAGAACCCUAACAUCGACGUCCUUGUCAUCGAAAAGGGGUUCUACGAGUCAAAUUGCGGUUCCAUCAUCGAGGACCCAAACACCUACGGCCAGGUCUUCGGCAGCAGCGGCGACCAGAACUACCUCACCGUCCAACAGAUCAACAACCGCACCGCAGCCAUCGUAUCCGGCAAGGGUCUAGGGGGUUCAACACUCGUCAAUGGCAACUCCUGGACUCGUCCCGACAAAGCCCAAAUCGACUCCUGGGAGAAGGUCUUCGGGAUGCAAGGCUGGACCUGGGACAGCAUCCUUCCCUACAUGAACAAGGCCGAGCGAUCUCGCGCACCAGACGCCACUGAGAUUGCAGCUGGCCACUCCUUCGACCCAUCCUGUCACGGCUUCAACGGUACCGUGCACGCCGGACCUCGCGAUAACGGCAAGCCAUGGUCGCCUCUCAUGAAGGCGCUCAUGAACACCACUUCCGAUCUCGGUAUCCCGACCCAGGUGGACUUCCACUGCGGACACCCGCGCGGCGUGUCAAUGAUCCCGAAUAACCUGCUGGAAGAUCAGACCCGCGCAGAUGCGGCCCGUGAAUGGCUGCUACCAAGCUAUAAGCGGCCCAACCUGAAGAUCCUCACCGGGCAGGUCGUUGGCAAGAUCCUCUUUGACGAAGCUACAGCCGAAUCUGCAGCUUCAACCCAGCCCAGAGCUGUCGGUGUUAAUUUCGGUACCCACAGAUCCGUGAACUUCAACGCCUACGCUAAACAUGAGGUCCUGCUUGCCGCCGGAUCCGCCAUCUCGCCCUUGAUCCUGGAGUACUCCGGUAUCGGCCUCAAGACCGUCCUCGACGAGGCCAACGUCACGCAGAUCAUUGAUCUCCCUGUAGGUCUCAAUAUGCAGGACCAGACUACAACCAGUGUGCGAGCGCGCAGUGGCCCAGAGGGCUUCGGCCAGGGCCAGGCUGUGUACUUUGCCAACUUCACCGAAACCUUCGGUGAGGACUCCACUCGUGCGAUUGAGCUGCUCAACACGAAGCUUGACCAGUGGGCCGAGGAGACUGUCGCGCAGGGUGGAUUCCGUAACGUGUCUGCGUUGAAGAUGCAGUAUGAGGAGUAUCGCAGCUGGUUACUCGAUGAGGACGUCGCAUACGCGGAACUGUUCUUGGAUACAGAGGGGAACAUCAACUUCGAUAUCUGGGACCUGAUCCCCUUCGCCCGUGGCUCAACGCAUAUUCUCAGCAGCGAUCCAUACAUGUGGCACUACGCCAAUGAUCCAAAGCUGUACCGGAACGAACUUGAUGUUCUCGGCCAGGCUGCUGCGACGAGACUCGCCAGGAGGUUGCAGAGUAGUGGUGAGAUGGCGAAAUACUUUGCUGGCGAGGUUACUCCAGGUGAUAAAGUACCGUCAGAUGCAAGUCUGGACCAAUGGGCCGAGUACGUGACUGAUGUUUUCCGUCCGAACUACCAUGCGGUUGGGACGUGCUCGAUGAUGGCUCGGGAGCUUGGAGGUGUUGUUGAUGCUACGGCGAAGGUGUAUGGGACGCAGGGUCUAAGGGUUAUUGAUGGGUCUAUUCCCCCUACGCAGGUUUCUUCUCAUGUUAUGACUGUGUUUUAUGGGAUGGCGCUGAAAAUUGCGGAGGCUGUGCUUGCUGAUUAUGAGACGGCUUAA
Messenger RNA from Aspergillus puulaauensis, 1827 nucleotides. RefSeq names its product GMC family oxidoreductase. The coding region runs from base 1 to 1827 and encodes 608 amino acids. Lineage: Eukaryota; Fungi; Ascomycota; Eurotiomycetes; Eurotiales; Aspergillaceae. The record is from RefSeq and is a predicted model, not a curated record. Gene Ontology annotation, molecular function: oxidoreductase activity, acting on CH-OH group of donors; flavin adenine dinucleotide binding. The transcript has a single exon.